Molecule: messenger RNA, 2088 nt
Organism: Rotaria sp. Silwood2
Lineage: Eukaryota; Metazoa; Rotifera; Eurotatoria; Philodinida; Philodinidae
Source: the annotation of a GenBank genome assembly
AUGGAGAAUCCAACAAUAACUAAUGGUGAUCAAGCAGCAAAAGAACAAUUAGCAGCGCAUCCUCCACUAGUUCCAACUCAUCCAGAUGAAAAAGAAAACAUUUCAGAACCACAUAUUAUUCCGGAUGGAGUUUCACCACCAAUACAACAUCCACUUGAUCCAUUAAAUGCUGAUGAAGUUAAUUUAACAACACGUUUACUUAAAGAAUCAUCAAAAUUUCAAAGUUAUAUGCGUAUUAUAUCAAUUACGCCAAAUGAACCUGCAGAUAAAAAUUAUGUUAUUAAUUUUAAACCAAAUGAUCCACUAAAACGAUCAGCAGUUGCAACAGUUCGGGAUCCAAAAGGUCGAACAACAUACAUGGUUGUUGUUGAUUUAACAAAAAAAUCUAUUGAAAGUUUUACUGAAUUUAAAAAUGUUCAACCAAGUUUAACAUUUGAUGAAAUGAUUGAAGCUGAUAAUGCAUUACGUGCAAGUGAAUCUUUAUUAGCUGCACUUACUAAACGAAAUAUUAAAAUGGAUGAUGUCGUUUUUUAUCCAUUUUCAUCUGGUUAUCGUGAUGAACAAGAUUCAGCAUCAAAACGACGAAUAUUUCGUCCAUAUGCUGCAGUUAAAAAAUGGGAGCAUGAUAAUUACUAUGCUCAUCAUAUUGAUGGUAUUGUUAUAACUGUUGAUUUAGAUUCAUUUACUGUUGAAGUUGAAGAUUAUAUGAUUGUACCGGUACCUCCAAAAUCGGCUAAUUAUGAUCCUGAAGGUAUUAAAUCACCAGAUAAUGUACCUUAUUUUCCUGAUGGUAUUCGAAAAGAUCUUAAACCAUAUGUUAUAACUCAACCAGAGGGUCCAUCAUUUCAAGUAAAUGAUCAUGAAAUUACAUGGCAAAAAUGGCGUCUUAGAGUUGGAUUUAAUGCUCGUGAAGGUCUUACAUUAAAUAUGGUUGAAUAUUUUGAUCAAAAUCGUUGGAGACCUAUUCUUUAUCGAGCAGCUAUUAGUGAAAUGUGGGUACCGUAUGGUGAUAGUAGUCGUGGACAUAGUUAUAAAAAUGCAUAUGAUGUUGGUGAAGCUGGUAUGGGUUUAUUGACAAAUAGCUUAGUACUUGGAUGUGAUUGUCUCGGUGAAAUUCGAUAUUUGGAUGCUGUUAUUAAUAAUAAUCAAGGUCAAGCAAUAUUGCUAAAAAAUGCUGUUUGUAUUCAUGAAGAAGAUAUUGGAAUACUUUGGAAACAUACUGAAUUUGUUACUCAACGCUCGCACUGUCGUCGUUUAAGACGUCUUGUUGUUUCAUCUAUAAUAACGGUAGGUAACUAUGAAUAUGGUCUAUUUUGGUAUUUUCUACAAGAUGGUGCAAUUCAUUUUGAAGCCAAACUUACUGGAAUUAUUGCACCAGGUGCAAUUGAAAGUGGACAAACACCGGUAUCCGGUGGAUUAGUAGCUGAAGGUUUAUAUGGUCCACAUCAUCAACAUUUUUUUAAUAUGCGUAUUGAUUGGAUGCUUGAUGGAAUAAAUAAUUCUCUUGUUGAAAUUAAUUGUGAACCUUUACCAAGAGGACCAGAUAAUCCAGAAGGUAAUGCUUGGAUAGCAAAAGAAAGAGUUUUAGAAACUGUUGGCGAAGCACGCCGACAACAUGAUGCAACAAAAGGACGUUUUUGGAAAAUAAUUAAUCCUAAAGUUAAAAAUCAUGUUAAUCAACCAGUUGGUUAUAAACUUGUACCAUCUGGUCCAGCAUGUUAUCCAUUAUGUGAUUUAGAUUCUACACAAGGUGGUAGAAGUGCGCUGGCACGUUAUCAUUUAUGGGGAACACGAUAUCAUCCGGAAGAAUUUUUUGCAGGUGGUCAAUUUCCUAAUCAAUCUAAAGGUGAUGAUGGUGUUGCUGUUUAUAGUGAAAAACAUAAAGAUGAAUCAUUAGUUGAAUGUGAUCUUGUUACAUGGUAUACAUUUGGUACAAAUCAUGUUGUUCGGCCUGAAGAUUGGCCUGUUAUGCCUGUUGAAAUUGUUGGAUUUCGUUUACAACCUUUUGGAUUUUUUGCUGGUAGUGCAGCUAUGGAUGUACCACCAUCAGUUCCAAAAUGUCAUGGAACAGCAUGUGAAAAUCAUUAA